AGAAAAGUUCCCUUGCCCUAGGGGUAAUUAGUGUCCUUGGAGUUAAAUAAGCUAAUACUUAGACACCUCUGGCACAAGCAAUUAUGUUUGUGUAUUGAAUAAUUGAUUCAAAGAGGGGGGAAGGGCUGCUAAUCAGAUCUGAGCAUAAUGAAUUGAUUUAAUUAACAGGGGAAUCCGAGGGUCUCUGGGAACUGCGCGCAUUUAUUCAGUAGCGGCAGCGGCGAGCGCGGCACAUAAAUUGGGAGAGAGAGGCAGCGUGAGUAUGCUUUUAGCAGUUGUCAGAUUUGCAAUUGGAUUUGUUUGAAUAUAGUUGCUGUUUCGGAGCAAAUGAGAGCGAGGAAAGAGAAUAUUAACAGCGAGGAGAGCUCCAGUCUUUCAGCCUGAGCUUGUGAUCCGGCCGUGUGCGCACAGUUAAAGACAGGGCGACAGUAGAUUUACAUCGCUUUUCAUUGUUUUGCUUUAUUAUUUAUUCGCAUGGAACUGAUCAAAACCGACCAAUGUUGUUUUAGCAGUAUUUAUUUGCAUCGUAGUUUAGUCCGGAUCGGGGUUUUUCGCCGCGUAUACAUCUCCCGUGUUCCGCAGAUGAAUUAUUAUUGAUAGAAGGGGGAAACGUACACACGGCUAUUCAUCUUUCCAGGUUUUUUUUUUUUUUUUCGGUUUAUCGAGCCGUACUAAGUGUAGUCAGCCGCGCGUUUCAAAGCCAUUUCUAGGAGAAGCCCUGAGAAAGACCGAGCGGUGCAGCCUGCUGGAGCCGAGGACGGAUCGCCCGGGGAAGGACUCCUCGUUCCUCAGGACGAUGGUGUUGGACAAGGAAGAGGGUGUGCCGAUGCUCUCCGUCCAGCCCAAAGGGAAACAGAAGGGGUGUGCUGGCUGCAAUCGCAAGAUUAAAGACCGCUACCUGCUCAAGGCCCUGGAUAAAUACUGGCAUGAGGACUGUCUCAAAUGUGCCUGCUGUGACUGCCGCCUGGGGGAGGUGGGCUCCACCCUCUACACGAAAGCCAACCUCAUCCUCUGUCGCAGGGACUACCUGAGGCUCUUUGGUACAACGGGGAACUGUGCAGCCUGCAGUAAACUGAUCCCAGCCUUUGAAAUGGUGAUGAGAGCCAGAGAUAAUGUUUACCAUUUGGACUGUUUUGCCUGUCAGCUUUGUAACCAGAGGUUUUGUGUCGGGGACAAGUUUUUCCUAAAAAACAACAUGAUUUUGUGUCAAAUGGACUAUGAGGAGGGCCAGCUGAAUGGGAGCUUUGAGACACAGGUUCAAUAGUUGGACCAGGUGGCAGCAACAAUCGGCUCCACACUUACACACAAGAUGGAUGUUCUGCUGCACUUGGAAAGAGACAAGCGUCUGUCUGCUUGCCUGCAAUACUUUUUAAGACCCCUUUAUCAGUCCCUAAGGACUUUAUUGUAAAUGUACUACUUUUUGCCCCUCCCACACCCCAACACUGAGCAGUUACAAGUUUUGAUGUACAGUUGUGCCUGCUUAGCUGAGCACUGUAUUGCUUGUAUGUUUUGUGAAAUUUGUUUCAGGUUUGUUUUAUUUUUCUUUUCCUUUUGGAAAUGGUUCCUUGGAGGGUAUGUACAGUCUGUUUUCUCUGUAUAUAUAAACUGGAACAUUUAUUUUAUGAAAUGUAAUGCAAUUUUAUUACUAGUGUGAAUUAAAGAUUCUUAAAUGUU
Molecule: messenger RNA, 1674 nt
Organism: Myripristis murdjan (pinecone soldierfish)
Lineage: Eukaryota; Metazoa; Chordata; Actinopteri; Holocentriformes; Holocentridae
Gene: lmo1
Product: LIM domain only 1
Exons: 4
Coding region: 797-1264 (155 amino acids)
Biological process (GO): positive regulation of transcription by RNA polymerase II
Cellular component (GO): nucleus
Molecular function (GO): transcription coactivator activity; DNA-binding transcription factor binding
Source: RefSeq, a predicted model, not a curated record